AUGUCUGAUUCUAUGGCGACCAAGGAAGAGGCCACUAAGGUCUUUAAUAAAUUGAGACAACAACCGGCUAAUCAGGUUUGUUUUGAUUGUUCGAAUAAAAACCCAACAUGGACAUCGAUUCCGUUUGGUAUCUUGUUAUGCUUGGAAUGUUCUGCUGCGCAUAGAAACUUGGGGGUGCAUAUUUCAUUUGUGAAGUCAUCGAAUUUGGAUUCAUGGCAAAGAAUCCAAUUAAGACAUUUCAAGUUCGGUGGUAAUCAAGUUGCUAAAGAGUUCUACACUAAAAAUGGAGGUUCCAAAUUCCUUGGUAACAAAGACGGGAUUGAUAUAAAUGCUAAAUACACGGCACCAGUUGCACUCAAAUAUAAAGAAAAAUUGAAGCAAAAGGCUCAACAAGACGAAGCAAAGCAUCCAGACGAGGUCAGUAUUGAUGAUCUCGAAGAAAGUGGAGGGUUGCUUACUGACUCAAGUAACAACGUUUCGACUGAUGAUUUCUUCAGUAACUGGACAAAGCCAAUCAACUCCACUCCUUCGCCGUUAUCUUCGAAGAAUAUCACUCCCAAUGCAUCUAAUGAUGAUCUCAGCGUGAAAAAGCCUGUAACCACGCGUACGACCUCCAGAUUGGUGAACAAUUCAAGUGGUGCAAAUCAACCAAAAAAAUCAAUAUUGUCAUCUAAGGGGAACGGUCCAAGAAGCUCGAGAUUGGCCAAUAAAAGAAUUAAUAAGGAAGCAGAAGAGAUUGAUUUUGAAGAAAUCGAAAGAAAAGCAAAACAAGAAGCUGAAGAGGCCAAGGCAUUAGGCUACAAUCCAACGACUGAAAGCACGUCCGAUACUAGUAAUGCUAAGCCAGCUAAGAGCGAACCAAAAAAACCUGGCUUACCGUUAGGCUCCAGAAAACAAGACACAGAGGGAUCGGAGGAUUUAUCUGCGAAGAACGUUCCAAUCAAAGAAGCUACCCAAAAAUUCCAGAAAUUGGGAUUCGGAAUGACAGCUGGGUCAAACGAGGUGGUGAAUGAAAAGUCUAAAAACUAUAAGCCUGUCAAAUACACUGGUGAGGUCUCCAAUAAAUUUGGAACGCAAAAGGGUAUCUCGUCCGAUGAGUAUUUUGGAAGAGGACCCAGAUUCGAUGAAAAUGCCAAUGCCGAAGCCCGAGACAAGCUUCAGUCGUUCAACGGGGCCCAAUCUAUUUCAUCGUCGUCAUAUUUUGGUGAAGACGAGUCUGCCCAGAACAAUACCCAAGGUGCCGGUUUAACGGACAUAGAGUCGAGUGCCAGAGAAUUUGCCUCUAGAUUUUCCGGAAAUGCCAACCAAGAUUUGGAUGUGUUGAAAGACGCUUUCGAAGAAGGUGCCAAUAAGUUGGGCUCAUACUUAAGAGAUUUCUUGAGAUAA
Molecule: messenger RNA, 1386 nt
Organism: Debaryomyces hansenii CBS767
Lineage: Eukaryota; Fungi; Ascomycota; Pichiomycetes; Serinales; Debaryomycetaceae
Gene: GLO3
Product: ADP-ribosylation factor GTPase-activating protein
Exons: 1
Coding region: 1-1386 (461 amino acids)
Biological process (GO): COPI coating of Golgi vesicle
Molecular function (GO): GTPase activator activity
Source: RefSeq, a predicted model, not a curated record